Molecule: messenger RNA, 432 nt
Organism: Bipolaris maydis ATCC 48331
Lineage: Eukaryota; Fungi; Ascomycota; Dothideomycetes; Pleosporales; Pleosporaceae
Source: RefSeq, a predicted model, not a curated record
AUGCCAGUCGAGACUGACCGUGGCCCCGUCAUCGUCUAUCCUAGCUCAACAGCAGUGCCCCGCCAAGCAGUCGAUUGGGCCUAUGACUAUGAUUCACAAUGGAAUGUUUCAACUAAUCCUUGCAAUGUGCGCGCUACAGAUGUCAUGACAGCGGUGUACGGGUUUAGUAGCGUAAUGAGCAAGGUCUUGGGCCGGCUCAACAAGGACGACGUGGUAUUCAGUGGCAAGACCCUGCACCUGCAGGGCAACAAGGCAGAUGACAAAACAUUUGCCUCAGGGUCUAAGACAUGGGACUAUUGUGGCACAGCCUCCCGGGAACGCGUCAAGAGGCAAGAGACGACAAGCAAUGAAGGCAAUGAGCAGGGCCGCUGUGCGGGACAAGAAGCCGUAGCGGGGAGCAGGCAUUUGCAUUGGACGAGACAGCACGGUUGA